AUGCACCCACUAUAUGCUAAAUUUGUAAUAAAAUUAUCACAGCCCCUGAACAUGGGCUUUGCCACGCUUGCACAUGCAAAGCUUUCCAACGUGCUGCUGCUGCUGUUGAGCGUGGUAUCCUGUUCUGCUGCUGCUUAUGGGGGUGAGCCCAGCCUGGGCAAGAGGUCCUUGCCUCACUAUGAACAUGAUUCCAGUAGUGCUGUUGACUCUUCUCAAGACACGAGGCUACAUGUUUUCACAUUGGACUAUGACUAUGUGCAAAUUCCCUAUGAAGUUACUCUUUGGAUCCUCCUUGCCUCUUUUGCAAAAAUAGGUUUCCAUAUCUUUCACCGACUACCAAGACUUAUGCCUGAAAGCUGCAUCCUGAUUGCCAUUGGAGCACUAGUAGGAGCAAUCAUCUUUGCUUCCCAUCACAAAUCUCCACCGGUGAUGAACAGUAGUAUUUACUUCUUGUACCUCCUUCCACCCAUUAUUCUGGAAGAGGGUUAUUUCAUGCCAACUCGGCCAUUUUUUGAAAACUUUGGAUCCAUUCUGUGGUGGUCUGUUCUGGGAUCUCUGCUAAACUCAUUUGGGAUCGGCCUCUCCCUCUAUGGAGUCUGCCAGAUCGAAGCCUUUGGCCUGACUGACCUGAACCUGCUGCAGAACUUGCUCUUUGGCAGUAUGAUUUCAGCAGUGGACCCCGUGGCAGCUCUGGUAGUUUUUGAAGAAGCCUCUGUUAAUGAGCAGCUUUACAUGAUGAUCUUUGGAGAGUCAUUGCUAAAUGAUGGCAUAACUGUGGUUUUAUAUAACAUCUUCAUCGCCUUCACCCAGAUGCACAGGUAUGAAGAAAUUGAAUCCAUCGAUGUCUUUGCUGGCUUUGCGCGCUUCUUCGUGGUAGGGCUGGGUGGAGUCCUGUUUGGCAUCGUAUUUGGAUUUGUCUCAGCAUUCAUGACUCGUUUCACCCACAACGUCUCUUCAAUCGAACCCCUGCUGGUCUUCAUGUUCAGCUACCUCUCAUACUUGUCUGCUGAAACCCUUUACAUCUCUGGCAUUUUGGCGAUGACAGCAUGUGCAGUGACAAUGAAAAAAUACGUGGAGGAGAAUGUUUCCCAGAAUUCUUAUACCACCAUAAAAUAUUUCAUGAAGAUGCUAAGCAGCAUCAGCGAGACCCUGAUUUUUGUGUUCAUGGGAGUGUCUACAGUGGGGAAAAACCAUGAAUGGAACUGGGCCUUCAUUUGCUUCACUCUGUUCUUCUGCCUCAUUUGGCGGACACUGAGUGUGUUUGCUCUCUUCUACAUCAGUAACAAGUUUCGAACAUAUCCCUUCACCUUCAAAGACCAACUCAUUAUUUCUUACAGUGGCCUCCGAGGAGCCAGCAGCUUUUCUCUUGCAUUCUUGCUUCCAAAGAAUCUUUUCCCCAGAAAAAACCUGUUCAUCACUGCGACUCUUGUGGUUAUAUAUUUCACUGUGUUCAUCCAAGGAAUCACAAUUGGACCAUUGGUCAGAUAUCUGGAUGUUAAAAAGACGAACAAAAAGGAAUCGAUCAAUGAAGAAAUUCAUGUGCGAUUGAUGGAUCACUUGAAAGCUGGUAUUGAAGACAUAUGUGGACAUUGGAGUCAUUAUCAGCUGAGAGAUAAAUUUAAGAAGUUUGACAAUAAGUAUUUGAAGAAAAUUUUAAUUCGGGAGCACCAGCCCAAAUCCAGCCUUGUGUCAUUGUACAAAAAGAUGGAGAUAAAACUGGCCAUUGAGAUGGCUGAGAGUGGCAUGAAAAUUUCAAAAUCAUCCACUACUUCUUUACAGAGCGGCAGGAACCAGCGUGCACAGAGGCUGUCCCCGGCAGAGGUGGAGGCCAUGAGAGACGUCCUGGCACACAACCUGUACCAAGUGCGACAAAGGGCACCAGCAUACAACAGGCACAAUCUUCCUACUGACACAAGUGAGAAACAAGCACAAGAAAUCCUCAUCCGUCGGGAACACAGCCUGAGGCAAAGUUGCAGGAAGGGAAACAGCUUGCCUUGGGGUAGACCGGUUAACACCACAGAAGUACGCUACCUCUCUUUGCCUCAGGGUCCACGCCAGCCCACUAGAAGAAAAACCAGGCAUGUUACUUUUACAGAUCAGCAUAGAAGUGGCUCUGAUGCUGUGUUGCCAUUUACAUCAAGAUCCCAGCCCCGAAUACGGCCACUGGAAGCAAAGCAGCGCCAAGAGCUGAUUCCAAUGGCACAUGUGGACAGACGAGCCGGUCCAUUCAAUCCGUCAGGUCGAAGAGGAAAUUCAGUCAGCCGUCAUCGUUUCACCAGAGCAGACAAUCUAGCUCCAAUGCCAAAGGCUCGGUUCACUGUCAGAAAAGUGGAGGAGUAUGAGUCAGAAGAAGAGACAGAAACAAUGGCACCAGUCAGGCCAUUAGUUAUAUGAGGAGCAGAGAUCAUCAGUGUUUGCAUCUCUAGGGCCCCUGGUGCACUGCUUCAAAAGAAAUAACAAAGCUUUUAUAUGAACCAAAUGAUGAUUUUCCUCUCGGGACCAGUGUACUUGCUCUCGUAUCACUUUCAAGAGUUGUAUUAAGGUACUUAGUGGCUCAGAGAAGACUCUAAUUCUUAUGUGCUAAUAUCAAGCUUUCUUUCCAAUAAAACACUGCGGGAAAGAGGAGAACAUGAUA
Molecule: messenger RNA, 2635 nt
Organism: Vidua chalybeata
Lineage: Eukaryota; Metazoa; Chordata; Aves; Passeriformes; Viduidae
Gene: SLC9A4
Product: solute carrier family 9 member A4
Exons: 12
Coding region: 1-2394 (797 amino acids)
Biological process (GO): proton transmembrane transport; sodium ion transport; regulation of pH
Cellular component (GO): membrane
Molecular function (GO): sodium:proton antiporter activity
Source: RefSeq, a predicted model, not a curated record